Messenger RNA from Cynara cardunculus var. scolymus (artichoke), 1917 nucleotides. RefSeq names its product pre-mRNA-processing factor 19-like. The record is from RefSeq and is a predicted model, not a curated record. Gene Ontology annotation, molecular function: protein binding; ubiquitin protein ligase activity. Lineage: Eukaryota; Viridiplantae; Streptophyta; Magnoliopsida; Asterales; Asteraceae. Gene Ontology annotation, biological process: DNA repair; mRNA splicing, via spliceosome; protein ubiquitination. Gene Ontology annotation, cellular component: Prp19 complex; cytoplasm; U2-type catalytic step 1 spliceosome. The transcript has 18 exons. The coding region runs from base 154 to 1728 and encodes 524 amino acids.
GGUUUCUUUGCUCAUUCUAGCAAAACGUAUUUUCCCCUAAAAACUUACAGGAAGAAUUCAUCCAACCCGAUCCAUUUUAGUUCCUGGUCCCUCUCAUCUGCACUUCUCCACUUCGGCGACCGUCGACUGUAAAACCCUAGCUCUCAUUGCACCAUGAUUUGUUCAAUUUCCGGCGAGGUGCCGGAAGAACCUGUUGUUUCUAAGUCAUCCGGACUACUUUUUGAGAAGCGAUUGAUCGAAAGACACAUACUGGACCAUGGAAAAUGUCCAGUAACUGGGGACACUUUAACCAUGGAUGACCUUGUUCCGAUAAAAACUGGCAAGAUAGCGAAGCCUAGACCGGUGCAGGCUGCAAGUAUUCCUGGGAUGCUUGGAAUGUUCCAGAAUGAAUGGGAUGCCUUGGUCUUAUCUGCUUUUGCAUCAGAGCAACAGCUACAUACAACAAGGCAAGAGCUUAGUCAUUGUUUAUACCAGCAUGAUUCUGCUUGCCGUGUGAUUGCAAGAUUAAAGAAAGAACUUGACGAAGCGAGGACAAUGCUGGCACAUUUAGAGAGGCAAGCACCGAUGCCAGCGUCCACUGCGGUGACAGCAAAUGCUUCUGCUUUAAGCAAUGGGAAAAGAGCUGCUGAGGAUGACGAGUUGGGUCCUGAUGGUAAGAGAAUCCGCCCAGGAAUCUCAGCCAGUAUUAUUACUGAACUAACGGAUUGCAAUGCUGCACUUUCACAGCAAAGGAAGAGACGACAGAUUCCUCCCACAUUGGCUCCCUUGGACGCCGUGGAGCGGUAUACCCAGCUUAAUAGUUAUCCCCUUCAUAAAACAAACAAAGCUGGCAUUUUAUCUAUUGAUAUACAUCAAUCGAAGGAUUUUAUUGCUACGGGUGGAGUUGAUAUGAAUGCUGUAGUCUUUAAUCGAUCGUCAGGGGAGAUCUUAUCUACGCUCAGUGGCCAUUCGAAGAAGGUCACCAGUGUCAAGUUUGUGGGUGAUGGUGAGAUGGUUGUUACUGGUUCAGCCGAUAAAACAGUUCGUGUGUGGCAAGGGUCCGAAAAUGGAAAUUAUGAUUGUAGGCAUGUCUUAAAGGAUCAUACAGCUGAGGUGCAAGCUGUGACUGUCCAUGCUACAAAUAACUACUUUGUAACAGCUUCUCUCGACAAUUCAUGGUGCUUCUAUGAGCUAUCAUCUGGCUUAUGCCUUGCACAGGUUGAAGAUUCAUCUGCAUCUGAAGGCUAUACAUCUGCAGCUUUUCAUCCUGAUGGUCUCAUUCUCGGAACAGGCACCUCUGGGGCCAUUGUUAAGAUCUGGGAUGUGAAGAGUCAGGCAAAUGUUGCAAGAUUUGAUGGGCAUGUUGGGGCAGUAACUGCAAUAUCUUUUUCUGAGAAUGGUUACUUCCUUGCUACUGCUGCCCAAGAUGGUGUUAAGCUGUGGGAUCUUCGCAAACUGAGAAACUUCAGGACCUUUGCACCAUAUGAUGAGAACACUCCAACACAAUCAGUGGAAUUUGAUCAUAGUGGAAAUUACCUAGCGAUAGGAGGUUCAGACAUAAGAGUUUAUCAAGUUGCGAAUGUGAAGUCUGAAUGGAACUGUAUUAAAACAUUGCCUGAUUUGUCUGGCACAGGUAAGAUAAACUCGGUAAAAUUUGGCGCCGAUGCAAAAUACAUAGCCGUUGGGUCAAUGGAUCGAAACCUUCGGUUGUUUGGAUUGCCCCAAGAGGAUGCUGCAAUGGAGUCUUGAGAAGACUUCUGGGUUAUAGGGGUGAGAUGUGGAGGUUGUUGAGAGUUAUAGCCAUCUUGGAUGUAUUUGCAGCAGGUCAUUUUGUAUCAUUUUAAAUGAGAUUUGUCAUUAGAAUUAUGCGAGAAUUUGAGGUUUUAUAUGUAAAAGAGAAUUGUUUUAACUUUAUUAGAAUUUUACUGUUCAUUUUUC